Messenger RNA from Varanus komodoensis (Komodo dragon), 768 nucleotides. It is a transcript of the gene LRRC18, whose product is annotated as leucine rich repeat containing 18. The record is from RefSeq and is a predicted model, not a curated record. Lineage: Eukaryota; Metazoa; Chordata; Lepidosauria; Squamata; Varanidae. The coding region runs from base 1 to 768 and encodes 255 amino acids. The transcript has a single exon. Gene Ontology annotation, molecular function: protein binding.
AUGGCCAAGGGAGCCAAAGGCCCCAAAGGGAAAAAAAUCACCCUGAAAGUAGCCAAGAACUGCAUCAAGGUCACGUUUGAUGGGAAGCACCGACUUGACCUGAGCAAGAUGGGCAUCGCCACCUUCCCCAAGUGCAUCCUCAAGCUGGACGACGUGGAUGAGCUGGACCUCAGCAGGAACAUGCUCAAGAAGAUCCCGGACUCCAUUGACAAGUUCCAGAACCUGCGCUGGCUGGACCUGCACAGCAACCAGAUCGACAGGCUGCCGGAGAGCAUGGGAAACCUGCAGAACCUCGUCUUCCUGAAUCUCUGCAACAACAAGCUGACGGCACGGAGCUUGCCCAUGGAGCUCAGCCAGCUCAAGAACCUGCGCAACCUCAACCUCGGCCUGAACCACAUCGACAACCUUCCGACCACGCUGGGGGCACUGAAGGAGCUCCAGGAGGUUGGGGUGUUUGACAAUUUGCUGACCACCAUCCCCAACAGCGUGGCGAAGCUCCCGAAGCUCAAGAAGCUGAAUACGAAAAGAAACCCCUUCCCGGGCCCCACGGAGGAGGAGCUCUAUAUUGACAGCAUCAAGCGCCUGGAGACGCUCUACUUGGUGGAGGAGAAGGACCUGUGCUUCCCCUGCUUGAGGAAAUGCCAAGAGGAGAGGGACAAGCUGAACAAGCUCAAGAAUGCGGUGCCAGUCCCUUCCAAGAAGCAAAACUUUUCGAAUCUCAUGGCUCCCAAUUCUCUGGCCAAGGAGAACCAACCAGACUGGAGGUAA